GAUACUAAUGUUUCAAUUAUUAUGUUUUAGAUUCUUGAACACACUGAAAGGGUUUGUUCGAAAUAGAGCUCAUCCAGAAGGGUCCAUAGUGAAAGCAUAUCUUGUUGAUGAAUGUUUGACGUUUUGUUCCAUGUAUCUCAAUGGAAUUGAAACGCAAUUCAAUGCCCCUGAGAGGAACUUUGAUGUAGAAGUAGAUGAUGAACUAUCUAUAUUCUCAAGUAAAGUGCGACCUCUUUGUACUGGGGAUUAUGUUUCAUCAUCAACUGAAGAAUUGAAUAUGGCUCAUUGGUAUGUACUUAGCAAUUGUGAGGAGUUUCAACCAUAUCUUGAGUAAGUUCUUAGCAAUAAAUAGAAUUCAAAUAUAAUUUUUAGGGUUUUAGCAUUCUCAUACGUAAUGUGAUUUUAACUAGGGAGCAUUUGGCUUCAAUUGAUGUACAUGAUCCUGUGAGGAAACAACAAAUACACAAACAUGAAUUUUCAAGAUUGUUCAAAAGACGGGUGAGUUAAUUUGAUUUGAAUUUUACAAAAAGAAACACAUGUUAUGGAUUUCAUAAUUAACUAGUCUUUCAUUGUCAUUUGUAGAUGAUAAGUACAUUAUCUUCUAGUCGAACCAGAAACACACUGGCCUUGCACUCAUUAUCUGCUGGUCCUCUACCUUCUAUUACCAAAUAUUAUGGUUGCAUUGUCAAUGGUGUUCGAUUUCAUACCAAGGAUAGAGAAAGUCGUCGGAAAAGUCAAAAUAGCGGAGUUGUAGUGGAAGGGUAUCAUAUUGAAGAAGUCAUUGAUUUCUAUGGAGUCUUGGUGGAUAUUAUCCGAUUAGAUUACAUAAGAGAUAAACAUGUGUUCCUCUUCAAGUGUGAUUGGUUUGACGUGGAUAAGCGAAAAUCGAUAAUUUUGAAAGACGGUGCAAUAACUAGUAUUGGAGUUGAUCGUUGUUGGUACUCAAGUGAUCUGUUUGUGUUUGCUAGUCAAGCUAGACAAGUCUUUUACACGAAUGAUCCAAAGUUGGGGCCAAAUUGGCGAGUUGCUCUUCAUUUUAAUCAUCGACAUAUUUUUUCUGGAGAACUUGAGAACUCUAACAAUAAUGUUGAUGAAGUGGGAGACGAAGAUGCAUAUCAAGAUGAAGAGUUACCCAAUGUGGAAUCUAAUGUGGACGGUAUUCACCAAGAUAUUGAUAUGGCAUUGCAUCGAGAUGAUGUUGUACCUCAAGUGAUUGAUGAAAUUUUAGUACUUGGAAAUAGAAGAAAACAGUCAAGAGAAGGGCAUUACCAAGACAAAAAUUAUGCUCAUGAGAGUGAUAAGGAGGGUAGUGUAGGUUCAACAUCGCCAAUAUCUGAUGAUGAAGAGAGAAUUUCAUUGCAUUUAAGUGGAACAGAGGACGAAGAAGACGAAUUUUCUUAGUGACAUGCUAUAUACUUUUCUGGUUCUGCAGUCGUGUAAUAAGCUCCACUCCAUCCUCACGUCUUAUUCCCUUUAUGAAUACACCUUUCUGAAAAUAAUUAGUCUUUUGUUUCAGGUGGGAACAAUGGUGCCAGGUCUUCCUAAAACAAAGAAUUCGGCAGCAACUACACUUGGAAAUCCGUCAAAUGAAUCAUCUUCAAUGCUGAAACGUAGUUCUGUCUUGCAACCUACCAUAGCACCACAAGUUGGCAUAAAAAAACCUAGAUCGGUGUCUUCAAGUAUACAACACAAUGUAGCGGCUGCUUCUUUUGGGACUGCGCAACAAGGAAAACAUAAAGGCUUAAGCAGCGCGUUGAACUUCAACGUUGGUGGUUCUACCUUUAGAAGACAAUCAUUGUUAGGUGCUUUUAAUGAUAUGCACGAAAUGACCAUUGGAAGUUCUCAUCCUUCACCGCAUAUGAGGGAAGCCACUGUAGCUCAUGUGGCUGGGUAUAACUCAAGUGGAAACAUGGCACUUCCACCGACUGUCACUCAGCCAGAGAUACCUAGAAAUGCAACACCCGAUGCAUUUGAGCCAGCCAGGGAAGAAGAUUCCUCACAACAUAUGGAAGAAGGCACCCCAACCACGGAGAAAAGGAAAACACGAGGGCUCACUCGUGGGGUUGGGUUACACAAGCAAAAUGAAAGAGCUGGAGAAAAGCUAAGAGUGGUGAUUGAUCUAGAUUGGGGUCGUCCAUUGGAUCCAACUUAGGAUACAGCCCUUGGAACUCAAUUGGGAAUAAUUGCUACCCCAUAUGUAUGGCCUAUUAGUAAGAAGGGUGAAAAGAAUCGAAUUCUUGAAGAAGUAAUAUUGAAGUUGGGGGUAUGUUCUUUGAUAACACUGUUGGAUCUAAUCGACAAACAAAAUGUACACUAAUACCCCUUUAUAUUGAUUUAGCUGAAAUUAAAGAUUGCCAACACCGAGGAUGAGAUUAUCAAGGAUAUAAUUUGGGAGCAUUUUUGCAAGAUUGUUGUUGAUAAAAGAUGUAGAUUCAAGGAGAAGCAUGAUAAGUUUGUUGAUCCAGAAGUGGCAAGGAGACACAAGCCAGAUAAUCUAGACCAUGAUACAUGGAACAAUUUGUUUGAUUAUUGGGGAACCCCAGAAGUUGAGGUAUGUUUAGAGUUUAAGAAUAAAGCAAGUUUUAAUACUUAGACUUGUUUGAUAAAUGGACUAUGUCAUGCAUAUAAACACAAGUUCAUUAUUACAUCAUAGGCACUUUGCGUGAAGAACAAGAACAAUCGAGCUAAUGUGAAGAAUUUUCACUGUAAAGGAAGAAGUGCUUUUGCUCCCUUGUACCAUCAGCAGGUAGCUUCUAUCCUUUGCUUUGUAGUGUGCAUAAUUGCGUGACCUACUAAGUAUGUCUUAUGUGGUAUUAUGUUAUACCAACAAAGAUUACUAUGAAAGACGGUGGUAUCAACAACAAAAUUGGAUUGUUCGAGUUGACAAGAAUCAAUAAGAAGGGGAAUUGGGUAAAUCAACACACAAAAGAAACUCAUGUAAGUUCAUAAACAAUUAAUAUGUUUCUUUGUUGGCUUACUUUAUUAUGUUUUGCUGCUGUCGAUUUGUGUUAUGGGCAAGUUUGAGUUAUCUUUUGCUUUAUUUGUAAAUAUUAGUAAAGUUAAUGUUAUCACUACUGUCCAAAUAAGUAGCUAUUCCUCUUUUCCACUUUUUUAUAUCCAAAAUAAGCUACUGUUUUGAUUCUUUUCAAUUAUUGUUGACCAACAAGUGAUGUCUUUUUUGUUUUUAGGCAAAAAUGGUGGAGAAGGUGGCUGCAAGCAAGGACAGUGACCAUCCAAUAACUGAAGAUGAAUCCUUCCAUGAGAUUCUAGGUAGUGAUCCUGGUUAUCGUAAAGGACUUGGGUAUGGUCCGCCACGGCUGCCUGCAAAAGGAAAAGAACGUGCUCAUGCUGACCCUAUCAAACUACGAGUACUCAACACCCAAUUAUUGGAUGAAAACAAAGAGUUGAAAGAUAAACUUCAUCAAAAUGAAGUAGUAACUACACCAUUGAUUGAAGAAAACAAGGAUCUGAAAGAACAACUUCUUGAAAAUCAAGCAACGACAGCAAAGACACAAGCAGAUGUGGCAAGCAUUAUGCAACUUCUUCGGAGUAUCGGUAUCAAUAUCAACCUAGGGACUGGUAAGAAAUCUUCAUUCCAUUCAUUAUACAUUAUGUGUUGGGGUCUUAUGAAGAACCUUUGUCCUUAUUCUCAUGUCAUUGCCUCUUUGUUGGGUUGUUUAUUCUUCCCUUAUUGCUACUGGUCAUGGUUGGCUUAGGAUCGCAGGCUAUUGUUGCUUUUAUUGGCUGGUUGCUGUUUUUAAUUUAUUGUGUGGAUGCACUGCUGAGAUGCACGAGAAGGAGAGAACAAACUUUCUUUUUCGUGGUUGGUGUAGAAGGGUAUUGCUAUCUCUUUAGUGGCUGGUUGUUGUAUGUCAUUUAUUGUGAUAUCUACUAUUGAGAAGCAUGAGAAGGAGAGGACAAACUACUUUUGGCUUUUGUAUCAGUGGGGAACGGUCAUGAUGCUGUUUGCACUAUUGUUUGUAAUAUUGAUAUACAUUCUUGACAUUUGAGGUGAAGUCUCUAGCAUGGGAAAUUGUGUUACAUUUCCAUGUGAGUUUAUAUUAUGUGGUUGUAUGCUAUUACUUAUAGAGAUGAUGUGUUUAUUGCAGGUUGAUUUUCAUGCAAUUGUUCUUGUGAUGGCAAGUUUUAGGUUGGGUGAAUUUUGGGAUGUGCUUCACUCUAGGUGGAUAUAACAUUCUGGGAAGUGCUAAAAGAAGCUAUAGGUGCGCAUCAUUUUUGGGGAGUGCUGCAAGAAGCCAAGUGGAUAUACAUUUUGGGAAAGGCUAAUUGUAUAGUUAGAUGAUAAUUUGUAGGCAAUGACUAGUUAAUUGUGUUAAAGUACCUUGCCAAAAAUUGAACAAUGAAGUAUGAAAUACAUU
Linum trigynum is the source of this 4379-nucleotide messenger RNA. The record is from the annotation of a GenBank genome assembly. NCBI's taxonomy places the organism in Eukaryota, Viridiplantae, Streptophyta, Magnoliopsida, Malpighiales, Linaceae.